GGUCACGUGCUCUUUCAGCUGCUGCAGCGUGCCAAGCACAAGAAUGAGAAUAAUGAAUGGGACAGCAUCUUUGACGUUACGACGACUCGGCCUUCAAUCGGGUUGCGGAUGCCUUAUGCGGACAAGCGUGCCGUAACACCGGAUCGCGAGUGGCUGGACAACCACCGGAGGGUCGCCUGCGUGAAUGUGUGCCCUCCACAAGAGGAGCUCCCCCGUUGCAUCACUCUGGCGAAGGCUGAGGGGCGGACACACGGCGAGUGGGCCAAGAACGGCAUGUGCCGGCGCACAGGGAAGGAAUUAAGCUACUGCGCGAUGCGCAUUCCCCGUGCUCCCGAGGGCCAGCGCAAUCGCCGAAGG
Molecule: messenger RNA, 357 nt
Organism: Symbiodinium sp. CCMP2456
Lineage: Eukaryota; Dinophyceae; Suessiales; Symbiodiniaceae
Source: the annotation of a GenBank genome assembly